CGGAAAUUUUAAAAGUUGUUUUUAAAUUGGAAUGUUAAAAUAAUUAAAGAAUGAGUGAAUAUAUAAUAGAGGAAGUGCUGGAAGGUGACAUUCCAACCACAGAACUAUCAGAAUUCGUUGAAGCAGAAGAAAUUCCAGUUGUAGAAGACGAGGAUUACGAUUUUGAUGGAGAUUCUAUUGCAGAUUCAGACUAUAAAGUUUCUGGUGAUGAUAGUGAGGAAGAGGAGGUAAAACAGAGAUUAAAGAAAGCAGCAAGUAAAUCAAAGAAGCCUCGAAAAGUCAAGAAACAGCGACAAAAGGGUGGAUCAACAGAAAAAUUGCAAUCGAUACUUUUAAGAAAAUUUAUGAAUGAGGAAAUAAGUUAUACUGAAUAUGCAAGCCGUAUGAGUGAAAUGUCCUUUGAUGAUGUUCCAGACGAUGAUCAAAGUGACGAUUCUGACGAUGAUACAGUUGUCAAAAAGAUUAAAACGCGUUCAAAGCAACAAGCUGAAAAAGCCGAAACUCACCAUGCCAAAAAGUCCAAACGAGCAUUAUCGUCAGCUUUACAGGGAUUAAUGGGAGAAGCAAAUUUGUGUUUUGCUCGAGGAGAUUCUGCAAUGUGUGAAAAGUUGUGUCUUGAAAUCAUUCGUCAAGAACCGAUGGCAGGAGAACCAUACAUAACAUUGUCACAGAUAUACGAAAGUACCGACGAACAAAAGUAUCUCCAUUUAUUGCUCCUUGCUGCUCAUUUAAGCUCAACUUCUCUUCAAUGGAUUCAAGUUUCUGAGGCUUUUGUGGACAGAGGAAAUUUAAAGCAAGCGUCAUACUGCUACGCCAAAGCAACUAGAUGUGAUCCUAAGAAUCUUUCAAUUAGAAUGCAAAGGCUUGAAAUUCUCGAGAAACUUGGUGACAAAAAACAUUUUCUACAUUGUAGUUUUUGCAUGCUUGGAUUUAUCCCUAAAGAAGAUCAUGAAUUUCUUAUUGAUCGUGCUGAAUUUGUAGCCAAAAAAUAUAUGGAAGAAGGUUUGAUAAGCAAGUCACUUGAAGCUAUGCUUAAAGUCUAUAAAAAAGUUCCGGAAUACUUUAAAGCUGACAAAUUACAUUCAUUAAUCGAAUUGCUAAUCAGCAACAAGAAAUUCUAUAAAUGCCUAGAAAUUCUCAUGUCACAUACUGGAUUAAAGCUUAAAGCAAAACAGGAAGUCAAAGGGAAAGAAAUUUAUGAAUUUUCAGACCUUGAAAUACCGAAAAACAUGCUUAUGGAUCUUCGUACUAAAAUGUGCAUCUGUCUUAUUCAUCUUAAUGCUGAUGAUUUAGUUCCUGUCUUAAUUGACAAUGUUUUGUUAUAUAUUGAUGUCGAAAAUGGAGGUGAUUGUUAUUUGGACAUAGCUGAAGCUUUAAUUCUUAAAUCAAACUUUCCUGGAGCUUUAAGGCUGCUUGAUCCUUUAGUAAAAAGUAAAACAUAUUCAUUAGCAGCUGUAUGGCUUAAACAUGCUGAUUGUCUUCGUGUUAUGGAUAAAUAUCCAGAAGCAAUUGAGUCAUAUAAAAUUGUCGUAGAACUUAGUCAACAUAAUGAUGCACGAUUGACAUUAGCAGCACUUUUAAAGCAUGAAGGGAGAAUGACAGAAGCACUUGAUGCUUUGACUCAAGAUCCACAAACUGAAAAUAUGUCAACAGAACUUCUUAAAGAGAAAUGUUUAUUAUUACGGGAUCUUGGCAGAAUUGAUGAAUAUCUACAAUUUGGGUAUAUGAUGCUAUUAAGACACUGCGUCCAUUACAGAUCACGUCAGGAAGUCCAAAUAGUCUCAAACUUUACAAGAACAAAUGAUCGACUAAAUGAAUUAAAGAACUUACGUAAAAAUCGUGAAGAAGUCAUUGAUGAUGUAGAUACGCCAGAAUUUAGCAAGCAAGAUGAACCAACUGUGUCCGAUGACUGGACAUUAUUUUGUGAUUUAAUUAAUACAGCAUGGAAACACAAGAAAUUUAUUCAUUUACAAAGAAUCUCAUUUGCUGGAAUGUCCAGUCGUCGUCUGCAGUCACACGUUCGAGAAAUUGACUUUAUGGGAGUUAUUGCCUGUCUGUUUAAUAAGGAAGAUGUUUUUGGAUAUAACAAAAUUCGUGAAUUUUUAGGAAGUGAUCGUGACAAGCCAAGAUUUUGGAAUUUAUUUAAUUUGAUCGUUUAUGUGACACAAGACACAAGAUAUCAUCGAUUUAUAAUCAGAAUGUUUGACAGAAAUACUUCAUAUGCAUCUAAUAUUCCACCUCUAGUCUACAUGAUGAUUGCAAACUACUUUUUACUUUCAAAUAGCUACAAAUUUGCAUUAAAUCAUUACGAUGAGAUUUAUAAGCGCUUCCAAAUUCCAAUGGUUGCAAUGAUUCUUGCUAUUUUAUAUUCACAAAUUGCAAAUCAAAAGUACACGACAAGGAAGCAAAAUCUGCUUGUUCAAGCUAUGUAUUAUAUGGAAAGAUAUCAAAAGUCACGAGAACCGGAAGCAAUGGCUGAGAUUUUGUACAAUACUGGACGAUUGUAUCAUCAAAUGGGAAUCAUUUCUGUCGCCAAGGAUUAUUAUGAACGAGCAUUAAAAGUUACAAAUCCACUUAUUGAACAAUAUCCUGACAUAUUGGAUCUUAAAAUGGAAAUUGCUUAUAAUCUUCAUAUUAUCUACAAGCAGACGGGAAAUAAGCAUAUGGCUAGAAAGAUUCUGUAUGAUCAUAUUGUGAUUUAAGGAUGAAGAGCUUUUAAAAGUAAGUGAAUGAUUUUGAAUUACACAAAAAUACUUUUUUGAACUGACCCAGUAGCUAUAAAUAAAAAUGAG
Chironomus riparius is the source of this 2792-nucleotide messenger RNA. Lineage: Eukaryota; Metazoa; Arthropoda; Insecta; Diptera; Chironomidae. The record is from the annotation of a GenBank genome assembly.